Molecule: messenger RNA, 1739 nt
Organism: Chara braunii
Lineage: Eukaryota; Viridiplantae; Streptophyta; Charophyceae; Charales; Characeae
Source: the annotation of a GenBank genome assembly
AGAGUGGCGGUUCUUCUUCUACUGUCUGGUUUCUUCUUGUAUAAUUUUGUUAAAAGUCCUCUUGCGAAGACCGGAAUGCAGCAGACCUGGUCAAGCUCACCUUCGCUUUCCGGCCUGUCUGGAGGUUUGGCGAUGGUGACGCCUCUGGUGGAAACAGUGACGAAGAAUGUCAUGGAAGCCUGGCAGGCUGUCGGUCUCGAGAUCCAGGAGAAGCCAUGGGGCGGGCCGUCGAUGGCACCUCCGGGUUGGGGGGCAGGAAAGAGAAACGCGGGAGCGGCGGAGGGUGUGGGUACAAAUGAGGUCAGGGAGAGAGAUGAGGGGAAUGGAAGGACGGCACUAGCUCGUGGAGAAGAAGGGCAGAGUGAAGGAGAUGAUGGGAGUGAGGGGAGGGAUAUCGUGAUUGCUUCUCUUUUGCUGAGGAAAUUCACAGGCGUACGAUCUACCGGUCGCAGAGAGCUACUUGUGACGCACCGGACCGGGAUAACGACCGGUAGUCAGGGGAGGGAACUCGCGGAACCGAGGGGCGCCGGCGCAACUACCGGCAGGCGGGGGAGGAAGGCACCUUGUUCAAGAGAGAGCGUCCCGCCAGCCAAGGCUGCAGAGAGAGGCUUGAUUUACGCCCUGGCGUCAGAUGACGUCAACAGCUUCGAGUUGACUGAGGACAUCACUUUGACCGCUAAUCUUACAGUGAUCAGGAAGUCGUUCCAUCUGAUUGGCAGAUGUCCCGGGAGAAGAUGCGUGGUUGAUUUUGCUGCGAAGUUUCGUGGAUUCGUCCUUGAUAAUUCAGCGUCGCCCCCACGUGUGUCGCUCGCAAACUGCAACGGCAGCCACCACAGCAGCACAAGUGGAGGAGGAGGAGGAGGAGGAGGAGGAGGAGGAGGAGCAGGAGGGGAAUCUCCAGUACUCCCCCUGCUGGAACUCGAGAGUGUAGAACUGGCGCGAGCAUGUAUCCCGACCGGGAUCGACAUCGACAAGUCGGAAGGCGCAGCCGUCCACGUGGCAAAUGCGCGGCUCGUCAUACGAAACUGCGUGUUCAGGGACAACAGUAACGGGGUCAGACUGGAGGGCUAUGGGAAUGGCGGGGCCGUGUAUGUGUCCCGGUCGGAGUUCCACGUGUCAGACUCUCUGUUCGUUGCCAAUCGCGCUGAGGGUAAAGGCGGCGCGCUUCGCAUGGACCGAGUGAGCACCGGCACAGCUGUCAAUACAGUCUUUCGUGAGAAUAGCGCGGGAGUUUAUGGUGGCGCCAUCUCCUUCCUUCAAAGCAGCUUAUCCGUUAUGCGCAACUGCAAAUUUGGCGGGAACAGUGCGCGCUACCGAGGCGGCGCUGUUGAGCUCGACGACGGCAACGAUCGCCUCACCAGUAAUCUGAUUCGCUGCAUCUUCUUCAAGAACUUCGUCCUCAACGGCGAUGGUGGGGCAAUGUACGUCGGAGACAUGGAGACGAUGAAUCUAUGCAGCUGUGCAUUUUCGGGCAACUACCUUGUCGACACAAACGAUGGCAGAGGAGUGGACAUAUUCAUUAUGAAAACCACGGAGUUGGAUCGAAUCACGUUCUGUCCGAUGCGGCCGAACGGAACGCACGUGGCCAGAAGUAAAUCUGCAGACGUGGAGAGAGCGGCGGUCACCGGAAAGGUCGUCCGAGGGUGUGACACGUGCUCGGAACUAGAUGUGUGAGCGACUGACUGGUCGAGGACACUUUCGCUUCUGCAACUCAUCGGUCAAAGAAUGGCAAAGCAAUC